AUGCCUCCUAGGAAAGUAAAGUCGACUGCCAAAAAUGAUAGUACUGCUCCCAGCGCAGUGAGAUCUACUAGAAAGUCAACAACAAGCAAGGACAUUAAAAAUGAAGAUAUUUCUAAUUUAAUUGAAGAGGAUCAGCUUACAGUCAAUUCUGAUAGAAGACACGAAGAGCUCAUUAAAAGUUAUAGCCCCGAAGAUAAUGCUGAUCUAACAAAUGAAGCAAAUGCAGAGCCACAAGGUGCUUUACCCAAAAAACGCGCUAAGUCUAUAACUUCACCAAAAAACCCAAGAAUCAAAAGGCCUCGCCGCGAGGACGCCAUAGAGAUUGCAGCGACAAGCGAGUCAUCAACUCACAAGCAAACAGGUGCUCCUAAUGACCAAGCACGUGAUAACAGCGAACGAAAAACUGAUAACUCUGACUUCGUGGAAAUAUCAACAGCUUCAGAUAAAGUUCAGCCAAUAGAAGAUAUCAGUAUGGAAGACGCGUCUUCUGGCGAGAAAUCAUCCUUGAAUUCUUCAUCGCACGGUGCCCAAGGAUCUUCCCAUACCAUUCGUUCCGAAUCCAAUGAUGAUACUGUUCCGGUUAUCCAGAAGAGAUGGGAAACUAUCAAAGAACGACUAUUUGAAAUUCCCAAACUUCCAAAACCACCAUAUAAAGACUAUCAAGAAAAAAUCGUGAUCAGACGUCCCUGGAUGAAAAAGAAAGAUAUAGAUUACCUUCAGAAACUUCUCACUGAUCCAAAUUCACCUCUAGGACAUAAGUAUAUUAAGCACAUUAUCAAUCAUAAUGUCUAUAGCGAAUUUACGGAUGAACAAAAAACUCGUCUUAUGAAUCUUCUACCACGUUCAGACCUUGUUCCAAUUGCAAGUGAUGCAGGUGAACCCAUUGAUACACCAAGGAUAGAACGUGAACGCCAAGCUCAGGGUUUAAAAUUGUAUGAAGCUGGAGUAUCUGGCACUAUUACUGAAAUAGAUCCGCAAAAAGUUGUUCCGCGGUUCGAUUUUUGGUUAUCUGAUGCGUUCAAGGAUUCCAGAUGGUGGUUUCAAUUGAGCGUUAAAUACGGAUAUUUCACAAAACUAGGCGUUGAUUCGCAAUGGACUAAUUUAGAAAAGUUCAAAACCGAAGUUCCUGAUAUCUGGAAGCCACUUGGCCUAUUAGGGAAAUUUUAUGAUAAUAGAGAAAAAGCUUGUAUACCAAAAAUAGACAAAAGCAUAAAAGGAAUACCAAAUGCUAAAAUUAGAAAUAUUACAGACCGCAAGCCAAAACUAGGUCUAUACCCCUAG
Molecule: messenger RNA, 1281 nt
Organism: Racocetra persica
Lineage: Eukaryota; Fungi; Glomeromycota; Glomeromycetes; Diversisporales; Gigasporaceae
Source: the annotation of a GenBank genome assembly